AUGAGUGGACAAAAAUUCAAAUCAACUGUUCCAAAAUCAACCGUUAGUGCUGCUUUAAACAGAGCAACACUAUCGGGUGCUAUACCACCAAGACGUCGUAUGACUCAAAAUUACUUGGUGAUUUGGGUCGAUGGCAGCAUCGACGAAAACAAUAGCGAUUGCCGAAACACACUGGCACAAUUACGCGCAGUGGUAAGUGAUGUGAAUGUGUGUACAACAUCAGAGCAGUGUGUCGAAUUUCUCAAUGAAAUUGAUGAUGGCAAAGCCUUCAUAAUUUCAUCGGGAGCGUUAGGGCAAAGCCUUACAUUUUUAAUGGGAUCUAACAAGUUGACAGCUAUUGAUGAAACUGAAUGUUCAUCGUCAUCUGAAUCGCCUGAAAAUUCAUUUUUACAACCAAGUCCAACUAAACCAACAAUUACCAAAACAUACUUGAAUAAAGGAAAAUUUAUGUUAAUUGUUAAUGGUUAUAAUUUCCAAUUUAAAAAUUUUAAUCGAAAGAAAACUAUUAAAUUUUGGUCAUGUACAAACCGAAGUUGUAAUGUAAUUUUGCAUACAAAUUUCGAUGAUACAUUUAUAAGAUUUUCUGGAACAGUUACUGAUCAUAAUCACUUACCAAACCCUGCUGAUUUGGAACUGCGAGACUUGAAAAGAUCAAUGAAAACAAGAGCUGCAACUGAAUUAGCACCAUUAAAAGAAAUUGUCGAACAAGAAAUGCGCAAAGCUCUGUUAACAGGUGAAGCUCUUGCUGUUUUGCCCAGUGCUAGUGAUAUUGGUCAUACAUUAAAACAUCAUCGAGGCAAACUGACUCCUGCUCUUCCAAACUCAUCUUCAUUUUUUAUUCCGGAUUUAUACAAACGAUAUUAUAACAAUAAGGAACGACUUUUGCUGCAUGACAUUCAUGAUUCGACACUGGAGAUCAAUGAGUUAGAAAAUGCACGACCAGCAGGAAGAGUUUUAGUUUGGGCAUCUGAUGUUCAAUUAAAAUUAUUAUUCUGUAGUGAACGAUUGUACAUGGAUGGGGCUUUUGGUACAUCACCGCCGG
Molecule: messenger RNA, 1042 nt
Organism: Rotaria socialis
Lineage: Eukaryota; Metazoa; Rotifera; Eurotatoria; Philodinida; Philodinidae
Source: the annotation of a GenBank genome assembly